Phacochoerus africanus (Common warthog) is the source of this 1512-nucleotide messenger RNA. It is a transcript of the gene SPEM2, whose product is annotated as SPEM family member 2. The transcript is spliced from 3 exons. Bases 1 to 1512 code for a protein of 503 amino acids. NCBI's taxonomy places the organism in Eukaryota, Metazoa, Chordata, Mammalia, Artiodactyla, Suidae. The record is from RefSeq and is a predicted model, not a curated record.
AUGGAAAAUCAGCUCUGGCAUGACCACCUGGGGUGCUGCCAUCAAUACCAAGAAAGCACCCAGAUCGCCGAGGACCUUCUCCUGCUGCUGCUUGGGCUCGUUGUCCUUGUCAACAUAGGCGUCAACAUGGCAACUGUGAUGUGGCAGGGGCUCCAGAAUGUCUUAGACAAGAUCGCCCAUUGGACUAAUGACAAAAAUGAAGUCUUGCAGGCUUGUGAAAGGUCCCCCAAAUAUCCACCAGCCAAGGCCCACGAUGUCCACCUCCACUGCACCCUGGACCCUGUAGAAGUGAAAAUGGCCCAGCCCACUCGCUCCUCCUCUUUCUCCUACCACCACCUCUGCAACCGCAGCCGCCGCCGCCGCCGCCGCCGAAGCCGCUGCCGACCCCCCCACCGCCCCAGAUGCAGCCGCAGCCGCAGCCGCAGCCGCAGCCGCCGCGCCUGCAGCCACCAGCGGAGGCCAAAGACCCACAGACGGUUCCCCUACAGCCGCUCGGUCUUCCGUAGGCCACGUGACAGCCACAAGAUGGCACAACUGCGGCCGGUGUCCUCCUUUGAUCCGGAGGACCUGGACUCCUACCUGGAGGAGGAGGACCUUCCCCCCCCACGUCCCAAGUACCCGCCGGGGGGUUGGGGAGGAGGGCUCUACCCGCAGAUGGGCCUGCCCUCCAACGUGGGGCUCUGGGGCCGCCAGGGUGGGAUCCUGGCCAGCCUGCCGCCACCCUCUCUCUACCUGUCACCCGAGCUGCGCCGCCUGCCCAAGCGUGUGGAGGCCAAGUCGGAACUGAGGCUGCAGUCCUACGGGCCCCCCUACUCACCGUCCCGCAUCUGGGGCAACGUGGAGGCCGAGCAGUGGACCUCGUCUCUGCCGCCCCCCCGCCGGCUGCCCCCAAACCCCUCCUGGGUCCCUGGGGGGCACAGCCCUUACCCCUCACGGGGCCAGCUCCAGUAUGACUCCUGGGACCAGCGGCGGCGUGGCCUGGAGGGCUCUGAGCCUCCAUCCGCCCUCGUGACCCGGGGCUCCCGGCCCGAAGCCCGGGAGCACUCAUCCCCCCAGUCCCCCCGGCGGAGCCUCCCUGGCCAGCCGCACGGGCAGCCCAACCGCAGUCCCCACCCAUCCACGGGACACUUGAUCUACUCCCGGGAUCCCCACGAGGUGCGGCGCCGGGGAGCCGAGUGGGCGGAGGCGCUGCCCACCCGGCACCCUCUGACCACCUCCACCUCGCUCACCAUGCUGGGCGAGGCCUCGUACCAGCGGGCCCCAGCUCCCAGCUCAGCCCUGCUCCUGCGCUCCUCCCAGCCGCUCCCCGAAGUCCAGGCGACGGAGCCUCCCCCACCCCCGCCCACCUUCAUGCCACUCAGCCGGAACCCAGGGGGCAAUGCCAACCACCAGGUGUACGACAGCCUGGAGCUGAAGCGACAAGUGCAGGAGAGCAGAGCGCGUGCCAACUCGCUGCCACCUUCCACCUCGGCCUCCAGACCCUCUCUGCACAGGAGCAGGAAAAUUAACUGA